This is a messenger RNA of Penicillium robsamsonii, 4716 nucleotides long. RefSeq names its product Ty1/Copia family ribonuclease HI. Gene Ontology annotation, molecular function: nucleic acid binding. The transcript is spliced from 3 exons. Lineage: Eukaryota; Fungi; Ascomycota; Eurotiomycetes; Eurotiales; Aspergillaceae. The record is from RefSeq and is a predicted model, not a curated record. Bases 1 to 4716 code for a protein of 1571 amino acids.
AUGGAGACAGCAUCGAUUCUCUCCGCCACGAAGGGCGAAAAACUGAAGGAUGAAACGCAAUGGCGUACCUGGUUCACGAGAGUGAGGUCGUACGCGAGGCAGAAAGGUGUAUGGGAGCUGUGUGACCCUGAAGCUGUGAUGGCUGAGAUCGCUGCUGUAUCUACCGCGAUAGAGAAGCCACCAAUUCGGCCCGACCUCCUUACCGAACCGACAGUCCCCGAGUAUCCCGAGGAGGGGGAUGCAGAGGAAAAGAAAACCUGGAGAGAUCGGAUGGACCUUUUUAAAAUCAAGUAUGCCCGAUGGCAAAGCGAGGCGAAAGGACUGGCCGAUGUCAACGAGUAUAUCUUGAUAUACCUAGACCCGGUACACCAUCUAGCUAUUAUACCGCUGGAGACGCCUUAUGAGAGACUGGUCUAUUUGAAAUCCCGUUUCGCCCAGACGGUCACGUACCGAGAAGAGAUUCGAAUGAAAUGGAGAUAUUUCUCUACCCAAAGACCAACGGGAGAUAUCGAGCAAUGGAUCCAGAAGUGGGACUCGAUGAGAGAAUUGACGAUUAGUCUUGGAAUCGAUGAUAGUAAUCCGAAUCGAGACUUUGUAUACGCAGUAAAGGACGUACUGCCAAUGUGGUGGCAAGCACAAUACCAGGACAUUGUCGCUGAUGGGAAGCCGGUCGAUACUCGAGUCCUUAUCGAGUCCUUCCGUGCGAUGAACAACGAUAUUGGUGUGAAGACAGUGUCGUCGACAAACGCCCCGAAAAGCGCAUUCUCUACCUGGCAAGGUUAUCAAGAAGCGAAGCCGGAUACCCCGUACGAGAAACGGAGGUGUCCCUGCGGCGAUAGGCACCCACAGCAUUCUGUGCGUACGUGCUGGACUGUGAAUGAAGCAAUCCGCCCGGAAGGGAAGCCUAUAGACCAGAGAAAGGUGGACCGCGCAAAUGAGCAACUGUCAAAGGAUCCAGGAUGGAAGAAGUGGGUGGACAAGACGAUAGCAGGAGCUAAACCGAAAGCCGACCGGCCCGAGCCGAAGGUUGAAUCGGCCAAUGUCCUAACCAGCUUUAUUACGAUGACGAAGCAUGCCCUAUCCGCUAGCGAGGUGUCGCUUCGAGAUAGAUGGAUCCUCGAUUCGGGAUCGAGCGCGCACGUGUGCAAUAACAAGGACCUAUUCAUUAACCUUCGGCCCGACGCGAUAGAAUUGAAGACGGGAGAUGGAUCUACCCGAGUACUCGGUCGAGGCACGGUCCGCUUGAUAGGAAAGCACCCCCAGAGGGGACGAAUGGAGAUCACGUUAAGCGACGCACUCUAUUCGCCGACGUUUCACACCAACCUGGUGUCGUACGCGCAAUUGAAGAAGAAGGGUGGCACGUGGUGCCAGGAGACGAACUGUAUCCGAGACCCUAAUAAGAACCCGGUCGUUAGCGUACGAUUAUGGGACCAAUUUGAUCUAUGGAUUUUUGACCAGCCCGACGAAGCGCUCCCCCCACAGCAAGCAUUCGCUGCUACCCCGCAAAGAGCAGCAUCGACACCGAGGAAGUCAGUCAAGACGCAGGAAUCGAAGGCUUCGGUGGAGCUCUGGCAUAGAAGCGACGUCGGGAUCGAGAUCGGUACCGAUAGGAGAAGAAGCACCACUGUGCGCGACGUGUUGUAUCGGGAGGGCACCGAGACAGAUCUCUCGACGGCCUAUAGGACGCACGUUUGGACGAUUCGGAAGGAUUCAUUUCGAUCUGAUACAGCUACCGCCAGCAUGAAACCAGAGUGUCAGUUAGCUAUCAACCAGUUUGUUGAACUAGCUAAGAAUCAGUGGAAUUUGCCUAUCAAGGCAUUUCACUACGACAAUGAGCUUUCAGCAGGCAAGAAGGCCGAAUACAGUCUAACGAGCGACGGUAUCCUAAUCUAUCAUACCCCGCCAGCACACGCGGAAAUGAACGGAUACGCCGAGAGAUCUGGUGGCAUGAUAAUCGUCCGAAUGCGGAUGCUAGCGCUCGAAGGGAAGCUUCCGAAGGAAUUAUGGCCCUAUUUCGCCGGUGCCGCCGUGUGGAUGCUGAACCGUACCCCGACGUACAUUGCUUCCGAGAAUCGGUGGAUCAUACCGUGGGAGGAAGUGCGGAAGGAGUUCUUAAAGGGCGCGAUUCCACCCCGAAUCAAUCUCGCGAAAGUGAGGUUAUACGGAAGCUUAGCGUACUGUCGAAUUGAACACCAGGUGAAGUCAGAUAAGAUGAAUCCUCGCGCAGAAGUUGGAUUCCUAGUUGGAUACGUGGCGUCCAAUAUCUAUCAGAUCUGGUUUCCACACUCAGGAAAAGUGAGGCAUAUCAGGGAUGCUAUCAUAGAUGAAUCUCGUAAAUACACACCGGAUUAUGAGAAAUUCCAGCCGAUUCCUAUGCCGCUAGCCAAGGAGCCAGAAGAGAUCUCACUCGCUGAGAUUACCGAACUGGUAAACCGUGAAUUAGCGAGUCGGGAACCUGUCGGGAUACUGGAAAGGACUCGCGAGGAAGAUGACCAGGAAGAUCGCGAGCAGCAAGCUCCCCCACCACCAGAAGCCCCGCGGGAUGAAGACGAAAACGAAGAUAACGAGACCUUUCGGCCCGAAGAUAAAGAAAAUGAGGCUAUUCGCACCACCCUAAGUCAGGAGGUGAGAGAUACUACCCCACCUCAGGGGGUGAGUACCCAGGCAAGCAUGCCUACCCCGAUAGGACCGCCGAGAAUGGCGAUAGGUGAAAUCCAAGAGAGAAGCGAACCCCAGAAAGCAGUGCCAGGUGCUUUCCCGGCCGAGGACCUACCCCCGCUGCCGAAUACGCCUCCGCACGAGCCCGAAUCGGACGCUGACCCUGGUCAGGGGGUGGAUAUAGGUGAUCAGGAUGAUCAUCUAAUAGAAGACCAGGCCCAGCAAGAAGAAGAUCGGACCAAUGAAAGUGAAGAGGACGAUCUAGAAAGACAGCUACAAUCUGAAUUGCUAGCACCAAGCAGAGAAAUCAACAGCAGUGUAGACGUCAGUAACAUACUGACAGGAAGUCGUACGCGCAGAGCACGAAGAGAUGACGAUUACGCCUACGCGACUACGAUCAAGAUAGCUCCAGAAGGAGAAGAACCGCCCGCCUUCCUACACGCUUUCGCGGCAGGUUUAUACGCCGAGAAACCAGACACCCGUCGUCACCGAGACGACCUUCCACCGCCCCCGAAACACUGGAAAGAGGUCCUGAAUCACCCUUUUCAGCAAGGAUUUCUCGCAGCAGCAGCGAAGGAAAUAAGGUCGUUAGCCGAGAAAGAGACGUUUGAGGUUAUCGAGAAACCAAGAGACCGAGGAGUACAGAUACUGCCGUUAAUGUGGGUCUUUACCUACAAAUUUGAUGCGGACGGAUACCUGGUGAAGUUCAAAGCCCGCAUUUGCGUACGUGGAGACCUCGAAACGAUCACGUACCAGGAAAAGAGAGCUGCGACACUAGCAGCAAGGACCGCAAGGAUGAUCUUCGCUUUGGUCGCCGCAUUUGAUCUGAAUCUGCGACAGCGGGACGCUGUUACCGCGUUCUUGAAUAGCAAGCUGGAGCAAGAGACGUACUCGCAUAUGCCAGAAGGAUUUCAGAUCCCAGGGAAGUGCUGGAAGUUACGGCGAGCACUGUACGGACUACGGAUCUCGCCGAGACUAUGGCAGCAAGAAGCUUCGAAGGUGCUACGAAAGCUAGGACUAAAGCAAGCACCCGAGGAUCCCUGUGUGUUUACUGGGGAUGGAAUUUUAGUCUUCUUUUACGUGGAUGAUAUCUUAAUUGCUAGUCAUCCUGACGUCAAGAAGCAGGCUGACCAGCUGGAAAGAGAUCUGGAAUCGCACUGGGAACUGACAGAUCAUGGAGAAGCAGCAUGGUUUUUGAAUAUCCGGAUACUCCGAGAUAGAAGACAAAAGAAAUUAUGGCUAUGCCAAGAUAGCUAUGUGACAAGCAUCGCGAAUCGAUUCAAUCUGAUAGACCGACCACCGGUCUAUACACCACUGCCUAUCGAAGAAUUGACUCCCUACACGGGUGCCGCAACCCCACAGGAGAUCCUAUUAUACCAGAAGAAAGUGGGAUCCGCAGGGUAUGCGACGACGAUCACCCGACCCGACGCUGUAAAAGCGACCGCACGAUUAGCUCAAUUUUUGACAAAUCCUGGACCGGAACACCAGAGAGCUGCUGAUAGAGUCAUUACGUAUUUGUAUACCACGCGAAAUCUCGCGAUCGAGUACAGUGCCGAGGUCGAAAUGGACUCGAUUCAGUUCGCUAGCGAUGCUUCGUACGGAGACCACCAGGACAGGAAGAGCUCCGCAGGGUAUAUUUGCCAGGCGUACGGAGGCCCGGUCGACUGGAAAGCGACUAAACAGCCGACCGUAACGACGUCCACCACGGAAGCCGAGCUGCUCGGGCUAUCUGAAGCCGGAAAGCAGGUUCAAUGGUGGCGCCGACUACUCGAAAGCCUUGGUUUUAUUCCAUCCCACCACCUGACGAUCGAUUGCGACAACGAAAGGACGAUUGGAUUAUUGACGAGCGAAGACACGGCGUUUGAAACGAAGCUUCGGCACGUGGAUAUUCAUCGGCACUGGCUUCGGCAAGAAGUUCGGGAAGGAAGGAUUCGCGUGCGAUGGGUAGCGACAGCGAGCAUGGUUGCCGACGGACUGACGAAGCUGCUAUCUCGGCAGAAGCACGAGAAUUUUCUCAGGAUGCUGAGGAUGGUAGAUAUCAGCUAUAUGCUGGUUUAG